AUGGUUGGCGUUCACUACAACUUGGAGCUGGCGGCUGCAGAUCUCCGUGAAGGUGAGAGGAGUCUCCAGUCAGUAGGCAAGAGCAAAUCAAAGCAGUUCACCAACGUACUCCUUCGGAUUGCGGUCAUGGGCGAAUCUGCGACGGGCAAAUCAACGCUCCUCAACGCGCUGCUCGAUUUGAAUGAAAAUGAUGAAGGGACCUCCCCAAUCGGCUGUACAGAAAAUGCUACUGGAAUAACAUCUUACCGCCAUCCCACCCUCCCUAAUGUCCAGUACUGUGACUUCCCCGGGCUGAACACGCCCUGGUUCCCAUUGCGAAAGUUAAUGAAGGAGACGAAGUUUUCCCAGUAUGACCUGUUCAUCAUUGUGACCGACGGUCGGUUCGCGGACAGUGACCAGUUACUAGCCAAAGCGCUGAAAAAGGCGGGUAAACACUUCUAUCUGGUGCGGUCCAAGAUCGCGACACUGUCAGGUCGGAGAGCUGGAAGAAGGAAUUACAAACAGGAGAAGAUGCUCCAGAGAGUGAGGAAAGAGUACACCUCCUCACUAGAGGCUUCAGAAGUACAGAAUCCCCGAGUUUUCCUCUGUUCCGCAUAUAAUCCGGACUGGUACGAUUUUCCUGCUUUAAGGGAAACAGUGGUGUCCAAUCUAUCAGAAGCACAGAAGAGUUUGUUCCUGGCGGCGCUCCCCUACACAUCCGAUGUGGCUUUACAGAGAAAACGUAAUGUUCUACAGCGUUACGUGCUAAUUCUGUCCGUCGCUUCGGGGGUUGUCGGUGCAGUUAACGUGCUGUUAUGUCCACUUCCCUGUGACCUGGUUAUCAUUGCCUCGGGUAUCCGAUUCUUGCGGAGGUGUAUGGGUCUGGACGAUCGGUCCCUCGGCAAACUGGCCUGGAGAGUGGGGACAAGUGUGCCGGAGCUGUGGAACGACACAGAGCGCAAAUUUCUGUUCGGGGAUUUCACCAGAAACGAUCUAAUGCUGAUAACGCCGAUGGCGCUGGUAGCUGCCGGGGCCAAAUGGCAUGUUGUGGGUAAAUUGCACUUGGGGGGCAACUGGCCCUUUGGGCCUAUUCUCGGUACUGUUGUGGAUGGCAUAUUGUCCUUUGGCGUGGCGCUCCUGACGCUGAAAAAGUCGCUGGAUGUAAUGGUGGAGUCAGCUGAAACAAUCAUGCAAAAAGCCGAGGCAGCCGCUGCUCCAGCUCCGAGGGAAGGCGGAAGUUACUAA
Mobula hypostoma (lesser devil ray) is the source of this 1224-nucleotide messenger RNA. Its product is annotated as interferon-inducible GTPase 5-like. NCBI's taxonomy places the organism in Eukaryota, Metazoa, Chordata, Chondrichthyes, Myliobatiformes, Myliobatidae. Bases 1 to 1224 code for a protein of 407 amino acids. The record is from RefSeq and is a predicted model, not a curated record. Gene Ontology annotation, cellular component: membrane. Gene Ontology annotation, molecular function: GTPase activity; GTP binding. The transcript has a single exon.